This is a messenger RNA of Xylaria bambusicola, 2148 nucleotides long. RefSeq names its product propionyl-CoA carboxylase-like protein. NCBI's taxonomy places the organism in Eukaryota, Fungi, Ascomycota, Sordariomycetes, Xylariales, Xylariaceae. The coding region runs from base 229 to 2010 and encodes 593 amino acids. The transcript is spliced from 4 exons. The record is from RefSeq and is a predicted model, not a curated record. Gene Ontology annotation, molecular function: propionyl-CoA carboxylase activity.
GGACAACUGAAAAUUGCCGAGGCCCUUUCACUAUCCUACCGUGGCUUGCCUGGGAAAUACCUGGCUGUGCUUUGACAAGCGACAACGGCACUUCUAUAUAAGGAAUGUAGGCAUCAAGCCUUAAACCUGGAUUCAAAAUCUCAUGCAUGUCGAAGAAGACUAGCUUAGAAUUUGGGCCUAAUAGUUCGCGAACGCUGGCAACUACUCAAAUAUACUUGCACAUGGGCGAUGGCUUCUGAUGAGGGUAGCGCAUCCCAAAGAGCGCGCGAACGCGUACAGCAAGUCUCAUCUCACCUCGCACACUUGUCAGACCCCAAAGAUGAUGUGGUUCGAUCCCCUACACGUCGGCGAAGGAAACAAGCUACCGCCCCAGCUGGACCCCCAGCUGAUUAUUCCGACCGGCUUGGCCAGAUAAAGACGCUUGAGACACUAGCUCGCACGCCUGACAUCAACCACCGAGGGUACGCGCGGCAGAAGAAAGCUGGCAAGCUUUGGGUUCGGGAACGUGUCGAAGCUCUCCUUGAUGAGGGGAGCCUGCAGGAAAUUGGAAGCGUCGCUGGCGACGUGAUUUGGGGCAAGGCGAAGAACGAAUAUGGCACGGAGCAAGAAGUCGUCACUGCUUUCACCCCCAGCAAUAGUGUUCAGGGGUAUGGACACCUUAAUGGACGUAAGAUCGUCUUGACGGCUGACGAUUAUACUCUACGUGCCGGUCACGCCGAUGGUGCAUUGAUGGAGAAGACACUGUACAUUGAAAAGCUGGCUCUUUCUUUGCGACUUCCGAUUGUAAAACUAGUUGACGGGUCCUCGGGCGGCGGAAGCGUGACGAGCAUACGACAAUCGGGGUUCUCAUACAUUCCCCCGCUUCCUGCCUUUGAGCAGGUCAUUGCGCAGUUGAAUCUAGGCAUCCCAAAUCUCGGCGCCGUCCUUGGCCCGGCCAUCGGACUUGGUGCGGCUCGGGUGACGGCCUGCCAUUUUAGUGUCAUGGCGGCCAACGUUGGCUCACUAUUUAAUGCAGGACCUCACGUGGUCAAGGGUGUGACUUUCGAGGAUGGUCUGACAAUGGCUGAGCUGGGUGGUCCUGAUAUGCAUUGUCGCAAUGGUACGAUAGACAAUAUGGCUCACGAUGAGCACGAUGCAUUUGAGCAGAUACGCUGUGUUCUAAGCUAUCUACCUAACUCGGGCUUUUCUGCUCCAUCAGUGAUCAAGAGCGGUGAUGCCCCCGAUCGGCGCGAAGAUGCGCUUCGAAGUCUUAUACCAAGACGCAAGGAGCGCAUGUACGAUCCGCGACGGCUCAUAACACUAGUUCUAGACAACGGCUCAUUCUUCGAGAUCGGUGCGCUUUGGGGCACGACGGCCAUUGUAGGACUUGGGCGCCUGGAAGGCCACCCGAUUGGUAUCGUCUCAAACAACUGCGAAAGCCACACCGGAGGCGCUCUCGAUGCGCUAGGCUCCCAAAAGAUAACCAAGCACCUUAAACUCUGUGACGUCAUGAACUUACCCAUCCUUCAGUUUGUCGACGUGCCUGGUUAUGCUGUUGGCACGGCCGCCGAGCGAUCCGCGACGAUGCGCUAUGGGGUGAACCUGGCGAUGGCAUACUACACAACUACUAUGCCCGUAUUCAGCGUCGUGACUAGACGUGCUUAUGGUGUCGCAGGCGGUGUUAUGCUAGAUUGUCGCGACCCGCGUAUGCGUGUAGCAUGGCCGAGUGGUGACUGGGGAUCGCUACCGCUCAAAGGCGGUAUUGAAGCUGGUCACUCGCACGAGCUUAAAGAAGCGGCUAGGAAAGGCGGCCAAAAGAUGGCAGAUGAGUUAUACGCAAAGCUUGAAGCCGAGUACAACGGUCUGAUGAAUCCUGUAAGAACAGCAAAUGCGUUCGGCGUUGAGCAGAUCAUUGACCCUGCCGAUACCCGCCCAGUAGUCUGCAACUGGAUCUCCCAUGUUUAUGAAGAGCUCAUGGCAGAGAGGUUGGCUAAGCGGAGGGCCGGCACGCUACAUGCGUCUUUUGCAUGAUACCCAUUAUAAUAUUCUUCUCAAGGACACAAUCCAUGACGCCAUAUAUAUAAGCGUAUUGAACGAGUAUCACAUGCUCCAGAAAUGCUCUUUGUAUUUAAGUAGCAACAUUGGUAUACUCACCGCGGGUAUUGUCAA